AUGUCUUCAGCAGGAAUGAAAAGCUCGAGAUGGAAAAACUAUCAAAUUUUGCUGACCUAUUACUUUGCCAUUGAGGAGAUCAAUAAGGACUCACAAAUGCUUCCCAAUGUGACCAUGGGUUUCCAUGUCUACAAUGCCUUUAAUUCUAACAAAAGAACCUUGGAGGGCCCUCUGAUGUUGUUGUCUGAAAAGAGUGAUUAUAUCCCUAACUACGGAUGCAAAGUGCAACACAAAACUCUAGGAAUCAUUUCAGGAACCAGGCCAGAAUUUUCUGCUGCUAUUGAAACACUUUUGGAACUCUACAAAGUCCCACAAGUCACAUAUGGACCUUUUGAUACUGAGCUAAAUGACCAAGUUACAUUCCCAUCCCUUUACCAGAUGUCUCUUAAAGACAGAGGUCUAGCCAAUGGAGUGAUCUCUUUAUUGCUAUACUUUGGCUGGAAUUGGGUGGGGCUUUUUGUGCUUGAUGAUCGGAAAGGAAAAGAGUUCCUCUCUCACCUGAAAUGUACACAGCGAUGUGGUCCAGGAUUCUGGAAAGUUCCACAAGAAGGAAGACCCGUCUGCUGUUUUUCUUGUUCAUUUUGUCCAGAGCAGCACAUUUCCAACCAGACAUAAAAUUAUAUAGAAGAAUGCAUCCCUUGCCCAAGUCAAGAGUACCCAAACCCUGAGAGAAACUAUUGCCUACCCAAGACAGUGACUUUCUUGUCCUUUGAAGAUCCUUUGGGCAUGGCUCUGGCCUGCACAGCUCUGUGCUUAUCUGUCAGCACAACUGCAGUUUUGGGGAUCUUUCUUAAACACCGAGAAUCAGCCAUUGUUAAGGCCAAUAACCGGACUCUCAGCUACAUCCUGCUCAUCUCCAUCCUUCUCUGUUUCCUCUGCUCUUUUUUCUUCAUUGGCCGUCCAACCGCAACCUCCUGUAUACUGCAACAAAUAACAUUUGCACUUGUGUUUACCUUUGCUAUUUCCACCAUUUUGGCAAAAACUAUAACUGUAAUUCUGGCCUUUAGAGUCAUGAAACCAGGGAGAACAAUGAGAAGAUUCUUUUUCUCAGGUGUCUAUAAUGCUGUCAUUCCCAUCUGUGUCCUGAUCCAACUUAUUCUCUGUGGAGUCUGGCUGGGAACCUCACCUCCCUAUAUUGACACUGAUGCACACUCUGAAAAUGCUCAAGUCAUCAUUUUAUGCAACAAGGGCUCAGUAACUGUUUUCUACUGUUUGCUUGCCUACUUAGGGUCCCUGGCCCUAGGCAGUUUCACUGUGGCUUUGCUGGUGAGGAACCUGCCUGACACAUUCAAUGAGGCCAAGUUCUUGACAUUCAGCAUGCUGGUGUUCUGCAGUGUCUGGGUCACCUUCAUCCCUGUCUACCAGAGCACCAAGGGCAAAGCCAUGGUGGCUGUGGAAGUCUUCUCCAUUUUGGCCUCCAGUGCAGGACUUCUGGGAUGCAUCUUUUUCCCUAAGUGCUACAUUAUUCUCUUAAGACCUGAUAAGAACUCUUUGAGAUGUAUUAAA
Messenger RNA from Meriones unguiculatus (Mongolian gerbil), 1506 nucleotides. Its product is annotated as vomeronasal type-2 receptor 116-like. Gene Ontology annotation, biological process: G protein-coupled receptor signaling pathway. Gene Ontology annotation, cellular component: membrane. The transcript is spliced from 6 exons. NCBI's taxonomy places the organism in Eukaryota, Metazoa, Chordata, Mammalia, Rodentia, Muridae. The annotation marks the transcript as partial. The record is from RefSeq and is a predicted model, not a curated record. Gene Ontology annotation, molecular function: G protein-coupled receptor activity.